CGAGGGCAUUCUGGGUAAUCCACUGUUUACUUCCUACGGCGCGGAGCGCCGGCCCAGGCAUUCGCUGCUCGCCUUCCAGUCGGGGAAGAUGGCCCUGGAGACGGUGCCGAAGGAUCUGCGGCAUCUGCGGGCUUGUUUGCUGUGUUCACUGGUCAAGACCAUAGACCAGUUUGAAUAUGACGGCUGUGACAAUUGUGAUGCAUACCUUCAGAUGAAGGGAAACCGAGAGAUGGUCUAUGACUGCACUAGCUCUUCCUUUGAUGGAAUUAUCGCAAUGAUGAGUCCAGAGGACAGCUGGGUCUCCAAGUGGCAACGAGUCAGCAACUUUAAGCCGGGUGUGUAUGCGGUGUCUGUCACUGGUCGCCUGCCACAAGGAAUUGUACGGGAGCUAAAAAGUCGAGGAGUGGUCUACAAAUCCAGAGACACAGCUAUAAAGACCUAGGAAGAUGGAUUGCCACCAGCAUCUUUGCUCCCCACCUCCUGCUUCUGCUUAUUUUUGUUGUGGAACUAAACAAGCAGAACUUCAGCCUCUUAAUUGUGAAACAGCCUGUUCCUAGGUCAUUUUACAUUUGGACUACUGGGUUGGGGUGGGUGGGAGGAGUUUUGGGUUAUUGGAUUAACAAACUGAAUUGAGUGGUAAGUAGGAUGCUGGUUUUCCUACUCACAGCCCAGGGCUGAGCCCUUGUCCAUGGGCAAAACUGUCAAAUGCCAAUAAAUGUGAACCCCUAGGAAGGUUCUUAAGCCCAUGCCAGUUGCCUUGCCUCUCUCUUCCUUCCUCUUACCUGGUACACAUUAAAAACUCACACUGUAAGCACCUUCCCAGAGCAGCAGAGGCCCUUCUGCUCCCAGUUACCUGUCCCCUGUCUCGGAGCCUCCACAGUUGCAGCCUUUUCUAGUGUGCUUCCUUGGGUCUCUGCUGGCCUAAGUCCGAGCAACCCUUUCAGCAUGGUUGUCCUGAUGUCUGUCAGUUGUAGCCUACUGCUCUCUAAAUCUGGCUCAUCAGGUUGUCUUUUAAGGGUGUUUUCUUUUUUUCAUUGCUUUUCCUAUACCUUAGGCUAGUCAGGGAACCCCUGACCGCCUCAUCCUCUGUUCACCCACGUUCUGUAUUCCCCUAACGGGAGACCCUCAGGGGGCUGCUGGAUAUUGACCUGGUUAAACUCUGUGUCUCCGUAGGAGGUAGGCUUCUCCUCUAGUAGGGGAGGAAGGUGAGUUACUUAUUUUGGAAUUUUAAUUUUAUUAUAAAUUCUCAUUUACUAAAAUUUCCAUUAAAAACCCCUUUCAGUACCCCAUUUUGAUUUUCCUUAAGUUUCUUGUUCUCUGUAAAACAAGAAUUACAGUCUGCCUAUCUCAGGAUUUUUAGAUUGUAAAAAUGAAGCAUUGUGAAAGUUCUAUAACAUAAGUU
This is a messenger RNA of Talpa occidentalis (Iberian mole), 1402 nucleotides long. It is a transcript of the gene SUPT4H1, whose product is annotated as SPT4 homolog, DSIF elongation factor subunit. Gene Ontology annotation, molecular function: zinc ion binding; RNA polymerase II complex binding. The record is from RefSeq and is a predicted model, not a curated record. Gene Ontology annotation, cellular component: nucleus; DSIF complex. NCBI's taxonomy places the organism in Eukaryota, Metazoa, Chordata, Mammalia, Eulipotyphla, Talpidae. Gene Ontology annotation, biological process: positive regulation of DNA-templated transcription, elongation; chromatin organization; regulation of transcription elongation by RNA polymerase II. Bases 89 to 442 code for a protein of 117 amino acids. The transcript is spliced from 5 exons.